Molecule: messenger RNA, 834 nt
Organism: Trametes versicolor FP-101664 SS1
Lineage: Eukaryota; Fungi; Basidiomycota; Agaricomycetes; Polyporales; Polyporaceae
Exons: 6
Coding region: 1-834 (277 amino acids)
Source: RefSeq, a predicted model, not a curated record
AUGUCCUCAGACUCGGACACAAUCUCCCAUUUCACACCCCUGGACGAACUCAUCCAGGUCAUAUACCAAGGCUCAUCCCGUUUCGUCAUUAUCUCCUCCGUGGACGACGCGAACUGGACAGUCCACGUUGGACUCACGGGAGACGACGGAAGAUGGUGGCAGGGCCGCUGGACGGAGAAGGACGUCCGCGAAGUCAUCGGCUCGAAGCUGUCCGGGUUCCUCGUCGACUCCUUCGUGGAAAAGCUCGCGGACACAUUCACUAAAGGCGAACUGUCCAUCGGAGGCCGGAGCUCCGACAGGACCGCGCCGCUCCAGCUCGUCUUCGGUACCCAGGCGAAGACACCCAUCAGUAUAGCCUUGAACGAAUUGCCUCUGCGGGAUGCAGUGGUAUAUGCUACGAAGGUCUUCGCGGAGAUCGCAUUGCAGGCGCAGUCUCGAGGAUGCCGCCUUUACCCGUCGACCAUUGAUUUACCGAGUCUUGCACCCGCCACAUCCAGUCGGCGCUCCCCUGAGGUUGCCCCUGCGACCGAGACGAGGCACCAUACAUCUCACAACGCCAAGGGUAAGGAAAAGGCUUCGGAAGUGACGCCAGCUCCGGACAAUAGGUACAAGCGCAAGGCCGAUGAAGCCGAGGAAGAAAUACAGGCGCUGAAGGCCGAGCUCGAGAAGACGAAACGACAGCAGAAUGCCUUGAUGACCGACCCUGCGAAGCUUUACUCCAAGAACAAGCCCGCUCCAGCGGCCAGCAAAGUGAGGGGUGUCUCAUUGGCCAAUCCCACCAAGAAGGCACGCAAGUACAAACCUCUAGAGUUUGAGAGUGACGACGAUGCGUAG